This is a messenger RNA of Melampsora larici-populina 98AG31, 1671 nucleotides long. RefSeq lists its product as uncharacterized. The transcript has 5 exons. NCBI's taxonomy places the organism in Eukaryota, Fungi, Basidiomycota, Pucciniomycetes, Pucciniales, Melampsoraceae. Bases 1 to 1671 code for a protein of 556 amino acids. The record is from RefSeq and is a predicted model, not a curated record.
AUGUCCAACAACAAACGCUUGCGACAAGCUUGUACAGGUAUCAAUGGAGGAGGUCCUCAUCUAGGAAAGGCCAAGCACGCCAACCGUCAAUGCACAUGGCAUGUGUGCCCCGUCUGCUGCUGUACCCAGCGUGAAGCCACAGGUGCUAAGUGUUACACCCAUGAAAGCGGUGAGUGUGCUAAGGUUACCCCCAGCACUCAGCCUUUCCUACAAACCGUAUUGGACACCGCCGAUGAAAGAGGUCUCAUUACGCAAGAAACGACGAAUGGUGACUCGGCCAUUGCAGACGUUACUGUGGCGGAUCUACUAGGGCCAGCUCCUCCGGUGCAUCCUUUAGUAAUUUCAUCAACUGCGAUGUGUACAUACCAUCUCAAUCGAUCCAAGGAAGACAAAGCAAGACGUGCAACGGAGGCUGCAGAAGCCAGCUGCGAUAGAAACAUAUCAAUAUCUCUCUGGAUGACUGCCGAAAGCGAACCAAUUCCCUUCCUGUUUGCACCCAAAUCGAUAAAGCAAUAUUCCAUAUCCGAAUGUGAAGCUUUGAUGAUAUUUUUACAAGCACAGGAUCCCAACUGGAACAAGUUGCUGCGAGUUUACGACGUGAAGGCGGACAGAUGGAACAUCACGUUGGUUGGGACAUCUAUUCCUAUGACGACCCCCCUCCGCGAGGCUCUUGUAUGUUUGACUAAUGUCGACCCAAAGAUGUGCCUUGGAAUGGCAGAGCUACAAGUACGACUUGUCCCAGCAGCCAGAACAAGCCUCAAAUCUGUUGUCGACUCUCUGCGAGCCACGCCCACGCCGAACUCAAAACGUGUAUCUACCAGUUUUGUAUUGAGUCCUAGUUCUCACAAGUCGGCCACGAUGUACAGUAGUUCCGAAUCUUCACCAACACCGCAAAUCACCUAUUUGGGCUCUAUUCAACGGCCAGGCGCAGGACAAAUGUCAAGUUGUUAUGGAAAACGGCAACCACCACCAACCGUGAUAAUCCACGACGAGGAAGCCACAACACUGGAGCCAUUACCCCAUACGCCGGAGCCUUUACCACAUAAAGAGGCAAGGCGGCCAAAUUUCUCUCGAAAUAUACUCAAUGACAUCUCCAGCUCUGUUCCACCUUGCAUUACGCAUCCGACACAAACAGCACAAGCAAAUGCCUUAUACGAUUACAUGUCAGACCUGCCUGAUAUUGAUGAGGUCUUCUCGAACGCACAGAGUACGAAUCAAAUCAACUCUAUAUCUACUCCAAAUCCCGACUUCAACAUAACCGAAGGCGCCACUACGGAGGUACCUUCUCCAGCAGCUAUACCUGCAGGACUUACACCUAGCCCAUCGCCUUCGCCGCAACCUGCAGCAACCGCGGAAGUUGUGGCAUCCACUUCUACGCGGAGGUCCAAGAACACUGGCCUAUGGCCACCGCCUGACAUGCCCAUGAGAAAAAUGACUCAGUGGCACUUGGCGCAUACAACUAAAAGUGGUAAGCGCGAAAUUUGGGAAUCAUUCUUUUCGCCUGCAUACAAGUGGGACCGUACUGCUAUGUAUCGAUACAUACAAUGGAUUAACAAGGUCUCGAAGGACCGCUGGGCUGAUUGGUAUGAGGAAUGUGAGCGAGAGCAGGUAGAAGCUACUUCCGAAGCUGCGCGCAAAACCUUUGCUAGCGAAUUGGAGGCCGCUGGGUAA